Messenger RNA from Rhineura floridana, 3351 nucleotides. RefSeq names its product tenascin N (gene TNN). Lineage: Eukaryota; Metazoa; Chordata; Lepidosauria; Squamata; Rhineuridae. Gene Ontology annotation, molecular function: protein binding. The record is from RefSeq and is a predicted model, not a curated record.
AUGGUAUUUUGGAAUGUCCUUCUGGGGGUUCUGCUGCACCACUCAGUCCAUGGGGCCCCAGCACAGCUUCCAGUUCAACCUGAAAACUGCUCUGCCAAAAGCCAGAAGAUCUCCUUCAGUCACUCAUACAAGAUUGAUGUGCCCAAGUCCUCUCAGGUCAAGGUGGAGUCUGACCCACAUCCCCCUCAAGAAGAAAGCCACAUGCUGGCAACUGGCGAAAUGGAUGAGGGUGAGGAACAAAAUAUUAUAUUCAAGCACAACAUUUGGCUGCAGACUCCCAAAGCUGACUGUGAAGUCCGAGGCCAGCUCAAGGCUUUGUUGGAAAGACUAGAGAAGAUGGAGAUGGAAGUGGUGCAUCUGAGGGGGAUCUGCAGUCCACAGAGGUGCUGUGGCAGAGGCCAAGGUGAGAACCACAAGGUUUCAUCCUGUAGCGGGCACGGAACUUUCAUCCAAGAGAUUUGUGCCUGCAAAUGUGAUGAAGGCUGGGAAGGCCAGGACUGUUCCAGCUCUGCCUGUCUGGGAAACUGCAGUGGAAAUGGGCACUGCAUUAAUGGUCAAUGCAUUUGCAAUGCACGUUACGCUGGUGAGGACUGCAGCCAGCUCCUGUGUCCUGAGAACUGCAGUGGAAAUGGGGUCUGCGUCAACGGUGUAUGUCAGUGCUUCAAGGAAUUCAUUGGUGACGACUGCAGUGAGAAGAGGUGCCCCAAUGACUGCAGUGGAAAUGGGUACUGUGAUAGUGGCGAGUGUUAUUGUAAGGAUGGCUUCACGGGACUUGACUGCUCCAAAGUGCUUGCUCCCCAGAAUGUACAGAUCCUCAAGACCACAGAAGAUUCUCUGAGCAUUGGCUGGGAUAAGAUGACUGAUGUGGACUAUUACCUCAUCAGCUAUUUUUCUGUUGGGCAUGAGGCCUCUGUGAAGCAAGUGCGAGUGCCCAAAGAUCAGAUCACCUACAAGAUUCUGGGUCUUCUUCCUAGUACAAAGUAUAUAAUCACUCUACACAAUGUAAAGAAGGGGGUUUCUAGUGCCCCAGAACUCCUGCAAGCCAGCACAGCUACUUCUGCCAUUGGUGCUAUCUGGGUGACAGAAGAGAAAGAAAAUUCCCUGGAAGUGGAAUGGGAGAAUCCUGCAACAGAGGUGGAUUAUUACAAGCUAAGAUUCAACUCUUUGCUCAUGCCAGGGGAGGAGGAGGAGGUGCUGGUUCCUAAAAGCAGUGAUGUCAACAGCAGAUAUGUCAUCACAGGCCUGAAACCAGGAACACAGUAUGCGAUCACUGUCAUAUCCAUGAAGGAUGAGAUGGAAGGGAAGCCAUCCUCUGUGAAUGCCUGGACAGAGAUUGACAUUCCCAAAAAUCUAGUGACUGAGCAAGUAACAGAGGAUACAGCUACAGUCUUCUGGGAAGUUCAAGCUCUCAUAGACAAAUAUACAGCACAAUGCAUCUCUGCAGAUGGAGAUAUAAAAGAGGUAUCUGUAGGCACAGAUGAAAGCAUCGCCACCGUGACAGGUCUGGAUCCAGGCAAAGAAUACAUCAUUUACAUUUGGGCUAAGAAGGGGAGGCAGCAGAGCAAGAGGGCAAACACUAAAGUUGUGACAGAAAUCAACAGUCCCAAAAACCUGCUGACAGGCCAAGUGAUGGAGAGCACAGCCUCCCUCUCUUGGACUGAAGUUCAGGCUGUGAUUGACAAAUACAUGGUAAACUACACUUCUGCCAAUGGGAAAUUGUCAGUGGGCAAAGACAAAAGCAGCAUGAUCCUGACAGACCUGAGACCAGGCGUGGAAUAUUUGUGGGCUGAGAGGAAGACUCAGCAGAGCAAAGAGACAAGCAUUGAAGCUGUGACAGAAAUCGAUGGCCCAACUGAUCUGGUAACCAACCAAGUAACAGAAAACACAGCUACCAUUUCUUGGAAUGGGGCCCAGGCUCCAAUAGAGAGAUAUGUGGUGAGCUACACCUCAGUUGAUGGCGACACCAAAGAGAUGCCUGUGGGGAAAGACAAGAGAACCGCCACCCUGAUGGGUUUGAAACCAGGCAUGGAGUAUACUAUCCACAUCUGGGCCAUGAAGGGAACCCAGCAGAGCAGGAAGGCUAGCACAAAAGCAGAGACAGAGAUAGAUGGCCCUACAAACCUGAAAACAAACCAAGCAACAGAGAGCACAGCCACCGUCUCUUGGAAUAAGGCCUCAGCUCCCAUUGAACAAUACAUACUUGGCUAUACCUCUGCUGAUGGAGAAAGUAAAGAGAUUGCAGUUGGGAAGGAUAAGACCAGCACCACCUUGACUGGACUGAAGCCAGGCAUGGAGUAUAUCAUCUACAUCUGGGCUCUGAAGGGAAGCCAGCAGAGCAAGAGGACAAGCACAAAGUCAAUGACAGAAAUUGACCCUCCUAGAAAUGUCCGUGUAUCAGAUGUGACACAGUCAAGUGGAUUGGUCACUUGGACACCACCUGAUGCUCAGAUCAGUGGUUAUCUUCUCACCUAUCAGGAACCAGAUGGUACCAUCAGGGAAAUACAACUAGGUCCUAAUGACGAAAGGUUUGUGCUAGAAGGCCUUGGUCGGGGAACUAAAUACACCAUACAUAUUAUGGCUUUUAAGGGAGACCACUGGAGCCGAAAAGUAGCCACCACCUUUUCUACAGUUAGCAUACGCAAUCCCUACCCUGCAGAUUGCAGCCAGACUGAACAAAAUGGGCACUCCACCAACGGCAUGUACACCAUCUACUUGAAUGGCGACAUCAACAGGCCCCUGCAGGUGUACUGUGACAUGACCACCGACAGUGGUGGAUGGAUAGUAUUUCAGAGGCGCAACACAGGUCAGCUGGAUUUCUUUAAGCGCUGGAGGAAUUAUGUUGAAGGCUUUGGAGAUCCUACUGGGGAAUUUUGGCUUGGCCUUGAAAAGCUGCAUGAUCUCACCAGUACCGCCUCCAUUCCAUAUGAGCUGCGGGUGGAUUUACGAACUUACAAUGAGUCUGUAUACGCUGUCUAUGACCUCUUCCAGGUGGGCUCCAGCAGAGAUAGAUACAGGCUCUCUGUCGGAAAGUACAGAGGCACUGCUGGGGAUGCCAUGUCUUACCAUAACGGUUGGAAAUUUACUACCUGGGACAGGGACAGUGAUAUUGCUCUUAGCAACUGUGCAAUAACACACUACGGUGGCUGGUGGUAUAAGAACUGCCACUUGGCUAAUCUCAAUGGCAAAUAUGGAGAAAAUAAGCACAGUGAGGGAAUUAACUGGGAGCCAUGGAAAGGCCACUUAUUUUCCAUCCCUUACACCGAGAUGAAGAUCCGUCCACGGUCACAAAGCGUUGAGCCAAUUUUAGGCAGAAAAAGGAGAUCUUUGACAGUGAAAGCAUCCAGGAUUUAA